AUGGAGGAGCGCGAGUGGGGGGCGAGGUCGGCGCGGGCCGGCAGCCCCGCGAACCCGCCCAGCCCGCGGCUGGAUGUCAGCUCGGACAGCUUCGACCCGCUGCUGGCCCUCUACGCGCCCUGCCUGCCGCCCAUCCCCUACCCCAACGCGCCCUGCUUCAACAACGUGGCGGAGUACGAGAGCUUCCUGCGCACCGGGGGCCGGGCGGGCGGGCGCGGGGCGCGGGCGCGGGGCGCGGGGCCGGGGGACCCCGCCGCCCCCGGGGCCGCCGCCGCCGCCGCCGCCGCGGGGCCCCGGCCCUCCCGCCGCCGCCCCGCCGCCCCCGCCCCGGACCCCGAGCGCAUCCAGCGCCUCCGCCGCCUGAUGGUGGUGAAGGAGGGCGGGGAGGAGGCGGCCGGGGCGCGCCGGCCGGGGCCGGGCCGGGCCCGCAAGGCGCCGCGCAACGUGCUCACGCGGAUGCCCUUGCACGAGGGCAGCCCGCUGGGCGAGCUCCACCGCUGCAUCCGCGAGGGCGUGAAGGUCAACGUGCACAUCCGCACCUUCAAGGGGCUCCGGGGCGUGUGCACCGGCUUCCUCGUCGCCUUCGACAAGUUCUGGAACAUGGCACUUACCGACGUGGAUGAGACCUACCGCAAACCAGUUCUCGGCCGAGCGCACGAGCGGGAUUCUUCGCUGACGCUGACGAGGCUGUUUGAUCGGCUGAAACUCCAAGAUUCCUCCAAGAAGGACGCCGACUCCAAGUCCGCGGUGGAAGACUCCACGCUGUCCCGGCAGUCGCAGACGUCCACGUGGAAGGUGGCCUCCGUGUGGGGCCGCGGAGACACGGACCGCGGCUCCCGCCGGCGCUCGCGCUCCGUGCCCUCCUCCCUGCAGGCGUCCGCGAGGGAGGAGUCCAGGUCGGAGCUGUCGGGGAGGACUACACGGACCGAGGGGUCCAGUGCGGGAGGCACCUUCUCCAGGGCCACCACCCUCUCCCGGGGCCAGCCCCGCAGGAGAAAGCGAAAGCCCAAGGUGGAUUACCAGCAGGUGUUCACCCGCCACAUUAACCAGAUCUUCAUCCGGGGCGAGAACGUGCUGCUCGUCCACCUCGCGCAGUGAGCGCCGGGCGUUGGGAGUGAAGUGCAUGUGUCCCUCCCACGCCGCACCCCAGUCCCCCCGUGACGCCAGUGUCUCCCCGUGGUCCCGCACACGCACAGGACGGAGCAGGCUCGGCCCCUGGAGGAGGAGCUCGGGGGGCCGGGCCCCGGGGGCGCGGGCAGUGGAGGAAGUUCCAAGGCAAAAACGAUGCGCGGGUCCCUGGACCAGAUUGGGUGUCGCUGGCUCCCUCGGGCUCUCCAGCCAGAGUCAGUUCUUCCGUUCGUGUGGAACUUACUCCCCUGGGGUGACAGGAGAGAAAGAGU
Perognathus longimembris pacificus (Pacific pocket mouse) is the source of this 1400-nucleotide messenger RNA. RefSeq names its product LSM11, U7 small nuclear RNA associated (gene Lsm11). Lineage: Eukaryota; Metazoa; Chordata; Mammalia; Rodentia; Heteromyidae. Gene Ontology annotation, molecular function: U7 snRNA binding. Gene Ontology annotation, biological process: mRNA 3'-end processing by stem-loop binding and cleavage. The record is from RefSeq and is a predicted model, not a curated record. The coding region runs from base 1 to 1098 and encodes 365 amino acids. Gene Ontology annotation, cellular component: U7 snRNP. The transcript is spliced from 4 exons.